Maylandia zebra (zebra mbuna) is the source of this 1753-nucleotide messenger RNA. Its product is annotated as CD209 antigen-like protein C. Lineage: Eukaryota; Metazoa; Chordata; Actinopteri; Cichliformes; Cichlidae. The record is from RefSeq and is a predicted model, not a curated record.
CCGACUCUCUAAAAGAAAGCUGACUAUCUCAGGAGAGAUGGAGGAAAUCUAUGUCAAUGUUCAACAUGGCAAGUCAGUCAACAGAAGCUCUUCAACAAUUCAAACAGGUCCAAAGAGCUCUGAUGGGAAGUUUCACAAAGCUGUUAUUCUUACUUUGGGGCUGCUGAGUGUUUCCCUGUUGGUUGGGCUCAUUGGCCUUGGUCUUCACUAUCACAGUGAAGCUGCACAUUUCUCUUUUCUCAAAAACAACCUGACUGAGCAUCUCCAGGCCUCUAUUAAUGCGAUGUCGUUCAUGACCAGAGAGAGAGACCUGCUGAAUUCAAGCAUCACUGAGUUAAAGAAAGAACUAAUUUUAACCAGACAGAGAGAGAAAACUUGUCCAGCAGGAUGGAGGAUAUUUAGUAGUUCUUGUUAUUUCCUCUCCAAUGACUCUGGUUCAUGGACAAGAGCCAGACAGGACUGCAAAGACAAAGGAGCAGAUCUAGUUGUCAUUGACUGCAACAAGGAGCAGACUUUUCUCUCCAAGUUAACAAAGUCAGAAACAUGGAGCUGGAUUGGUUUGAUGGAUGGGAGCAAUGAGGGAACCUGGAAAUGGGUUGAUGGAUCUUCUCUCACUCUAAGGUACUGGGAGGCUGAGCAGCCUGAUAACGGUGGUGGUGAUCCAAAGUGGGGUGAAGAAGACUGUGCACAUAUUAGAACUGGCAAGGAUACAGAAGAAAACUGGAACGACCGCUCAUGUGAUGCUACUCUGAGGUGGAUCUGUGAGAAACUGGCUUAGCACUGAGCUAUAUGUUUACAUGCUUUUGAAAGGCAUAGUGCCAGUUCCAUCUCAUCAAGAAUAUUUAUUAAAAAGGUUUAUUUGAAAUGUUCAGAGUACCUGAAACCAGUUAUGCCAUGGUUACUAGACACUGUCUGUAUUUAUGUAGAUUUAAAUGGAAGAAGAGCUGUACAGUAACUCCAGAGGUAGAGGUAGAGAGUCACUGUAAUUUCAAGAAAUAAAAUCUUUACUCCUAGUAGAAAAGCCAUAGUUCAUGAAAAGCUAUGACUAUUUAAGAGUUAGUUAAAAAGGAAAGAAAAAAAAGGUUAAAUUCCAAACAUAAAAACAGAUAGACUGUAUAUAAAAGAUAGUUGCACAAUGCAGGUUAAAAAGGAAGCCAGGGUGGAAAUGUCAUAUACCUGUCUUUUUUUCUACUGACCAGCAGAGGGCAACCUUGUAGCUGUCUAGAACUCGACUUCUCGCUUGAUUUAAAACCUCAGUAUAUAUUUUUCUAAUGACUUUAUGGUCUCAUUCAGUAGUAUUAUGACUUUAUCAUGUUUAGUUUGGAAAGUGCCAUUUAAAAAAUACCAUGCCAUAUAAAUAAAAACGUGCUUGUGGAUGAAACUCUAUCAAAUGAUAUACAAGUUAAUAUUCUAUCAAUACCAUACUAAACCUGUACCCGUGAAGCACACAUAAACACAUACUGUGUUGUUAUCCACAAAUCUCUGAGGAAAGUUUCCAGCACAUUUUUAAAUCUAUGCAACAAAGAAGUAAGGCAGUUCUGGAUGGAAAAAAUUCUAAUUCUAGUUUUGAUGCCUUCAGUGAGAAUCUACAAUGUAAAAUAAAGCCAAAAAAACAUUAAAUGAGUGGGUGUGUCCAAAAUUUUGAUUGGUAGUGUAUGAUGACUGCAGAAUCUUCCUCAUCUGAGGUGCAGGAGCAUUGCAGCAGCCAAUCCCUAGGGAUCCCCUAAGGCUCAAUAAAGUAUUCUGAUUCUGA